Carica papaya (papaya) is the source of this 820-nucleotide messenger RNA. Its product is annotated as CAP (Cysteine-rich secretory proteins, Antigen 5, and Pathogenesis-related 1 protein) superfamily protein. Lineage: Eukaryota; Viridiplantae; Streptophyta; Magnoliopsida; Brassicales; Caricaceae. Gene Ontology annotation, cellular component: extracellular region. The record is from RefSeq and is a predicted model, not a curated record.
ACCAGCCUUCCAAAAUUUAGUCCCACAAAACCACUCACUACUCGACUCCUCCGGAAGGUUUAGAAAAAUAAAAAAAAAUGAAAACCCAUUUGCUGUUUCUCUUCAUUAAUCUCCUCUUUGCUUUCCCCAACACCAACAUUCUCUCGGCAUCUUCGCAAUCAAUCCCCGCACUAGACCAAAAACCAACACUCGACAACGAGACCAUAUACAAAGUGUCAAAGCAACUUUGCUGGGGUUGCGUAGGCGAGGCCCUCCAGUUCUUGUUCGCUCAUAAUCUGGUCCGAGCAGCCAAAUGGGAGGCUCCGCUCAUGUGGGAUUUUCAGCUACAGCGAUACGCUCAAUGGUGGGCGAGCCAGAGACGAGCGGACUGCAAGCUGCAGCACUCGUUUCCAGAAGGCGGGUUCAAGCUAGGAGAGAAUAUUUAUUGGGGUAGCGGCACGACGUGGACGCCGAGCGACGCGGUGGGUGCGUGGGCUGGUGAAGAAAAGUACUAUGACUAUACUAGUAACUCGUGCCGGGAGGGACAGAUGUGCGGGCACUAUACUCAGAUUGUGUGGAGAACGACGAGGAGAAUCGGGUGUGCUCGUGUUGUUUGUGUCGAUGGAGAUGUGUUUAUGACUUGUAACUAUGAUCCUCCUGGAAAUUAUAUUGGCGAGAAACCAUACUGAUCAUCUUCUUCAUCAUGUUUACUACUAGUACUCCUGGGUUUUAGUUACGUAGUGAGAUAUAUACCUCUCAUAGUUAUGCAAAAGAUUAUUUUGUUAUGCUAUGUUAUAUGUAAUAUGCAUUUAGAAAAAGAAAUAGUUAUCAAAAUAUGCAA